ACAAGAAGAAGAAGAAGAACAACAAGCAGAAGAAGAACAAGAACAAGAAGAAAACGAAGAAGAAGAAAACGACGACGACGACGAACAAGAAGGUUCAUUUUUUUCCCGUAACCACACGCACUUUCCCGAAUUUGUACAGAACGUGCUGAAUCCUCGUCGCAAGCGGAAAUUAACGUCUUGUGAUCGUCGUGUGAAAAUGUGUGCAAGAAGGAUGGCGGAGUACGAGGAGGAGGAGCCACAACUCCCCGAUGCUGCGUUCGCUCCGCAGCCUCAAAUUGUGCGAUGCACAGCAGAUAUCAGUGAUGAUCUUCAUUCUGAGCGGCAGAAACGAGAGCCCCCUCACAUUAAAGAGGAAGUGGAGGACGAAGAGGUCCCCCACAUCAAAGAGGACCCACAGCCCCCUUACAUGAAAGAAGAAGAGGACGAAGAGCACACCCACAUCAAACAGGAAGAGGAGGAGAACGAGGAUAUAGCCAAGUUUCCAUCGACCGGUGUCCCUUUGAAGAGUGAAGAUGAAGGUCAAAGUGAGGAGAGCAGAGGGGCGGAGCCUCCGUGCAGCAGCUCAAGUCAACACAUGACAACCGAAGGUGAUGGGGAAGACCACUGUGGAGGAUCACAAGCAGACGGCCUCUUCGCUCCACUGUCAGAUAGUGACGACACGUCACGCUCUUUUGACGAUGAUGAUGACGAACAGUCUGAAGUCGAUAUGACAUGUCACACUGACAACAAACAAUGGAAAUGUUCUCAGUGUGGGAAAACUUUUGCUUUUAAGAGCAAUUUGAAACAGCACAUGAGAAUACACACUGGAGAAAAACCUUUUGCCUGCCCAGAUUGUGGCCAAAUAUUUUCUCGGAAGGGAGACUUAAAAAUACACACAAGAACCCACACCGGUGAGAAACCUUUUCCCUGCGACGUUUGUGGUAAAAGAUUCACACGGAAGAGACACUUAAAAACACACACAAUAACCCACACUGGUGAAAAACCUUUUGCCUGCUCAGUUUGUGGUAAAAGAUUCUCUGAAAAAGGAAAUUUAAAAAAGCACACAAGAACGCACACUGGAGAUAAACCUUUUGCCUGUUCAGUUUGUAGCCAAAGAUUCUCGCAGAAGGGGAACUUAAAAACUCACACAAAAACACACACUGGGGAGAAACCAUUUGUCUGCUCAGUUUGCGGUAAAAGAUUCUCUGAAAAGGGAAGCUUAAAAAUACACACGAGAACCCACACUGGAGACAAACCUUUUGCCUGCUCAGUUUGUGGUCAAAGAUUCUCUGUCAAGGGAAGCUUAAAAAUACACACAAGAACACACACUGGAGAGAAACCGGUUGCCUGCUCAGUUUGUGGGAAAAGAUUUGCUGAGAAGGGAAGCUUAAAAAUCCACACAAGAAGCCACACUGGCGAUAAACCUUUUGCCUGCUCAGUUUGCGGUCAAAGAUUCACUCAGAAGAUCUAUGACAAUGCCAACGGCAAAUUCGGUAUUGUACAUGCUACUCCCUCCAUAAAUUCCCUGCCUGGCUGCCGUUGAGGUGGUCCUUAUUGCUCUGAAGGCAUUGAUUUUCCCACAGAAGUUUGUAUCUCAAAAAAUGUUCCUCAAACAAAAUUCAAACUGUGGAGGUAUAGAUAUUGCUCUAUAGUUGGGAAACUUAUGCUUUUUUUUUUUUUCAGGGGAAAAAAAAUAGCAGCUUGAAAAGAUAUUACAGAUUUAUGAAUGGUUGUACUAUGUUAUCUACAAUAACUUUUAUUUAUACCAUGUCAAUAUCUAAACUGUAUUUAUUUUUUUUAUUUUGAAGAGUUUGAAAUCGAUAUUCCUGGGCUGAGGAAUUUCUUUUGCUCGGUCACAACCAAUUAUCUCAUUCAACUCAUGAGCUACAUCUCAAUUUUGAUCCUUUAUCAAAUGUUCAGGGCAUUUUUCUUUUUUGGGAAACCAUUUUUAUAUACUAUUUUAAUACUCUCCAGAUUUCUUGUGAUAGAAUGUUCUUUCUUACUAGUUCAUAUAACAUUGGGUCAUUUUACGUUUUGUACUGCAUUUGAACAUAUUUUGUCCUUUUCGUUUUCUUUUUGCAUGCAUCAUCUGUCAUUUUUGUAAUCCAUGGCUUUUUUACAACACUGCUCUGUUUCCCGUGAGCUUUUUUUUAACGGGCACUGUUUUUCAGGAGCGCAUUAUGCCUCGAUCAAAUGACAGAAUUGUAGCCCCUAUAUUAGCCCGAUUAGCUAUUGUGGGUUAUUAUUUCUAUGGGUUGAAAUAAGUAUUUAACACGUCAUCAUAUUUCUCACUAUAUAUACUUUAUACCAAGCUGCUAUUGACCUGAAAAUGUCACCAGAACAUUUUCGGGAACAUCCCAAGUAAUGUAUACAUACAAAGAAAGCACAGGAAAUAAGCUCAGCAAUUAAGUUGUGUGCAAAAUGUGAAAUGACACAGGGGAAAAAGUAUAACAGAGUUGCAAAAAGGCCUGGAAAGCCAAGACAACACCGAAAAUCUGUCAAUAAUCAAACCGCAAUCCAGCCUCUUGAAUAUCAGCUGGUUCAGUCCUAAUUGAUGGCCUACAAAAAGGUCUCAUGGCCCGGGGCUGCUCCUUGGGUACUCCCACCACCCCAUUAUCGUUCCCUUGUCGGGUGCCCGUAUCCGCCCUCCUUUCCAACAGAAAAGGGACACUCUCCCGCCCCGGGCUGGGCCCUGCAGGCCUCCU
Molecule: messenger RNA, 2684 nt
Organism: Phyllopteryx taeniolatus (common seadragon)
Lineage: Eukaryota; Metazoa; Chordata; Actinopteri; Syngnathiformes; Syngnathidae
Product: gastrula zinc finger protein XlCGF57.1-like
Exons: 4
Coding region: 197-1522 (441 amino acids)
Biological process (GO): negative regulation of transcription by RNA polymerase II; regulation of immune system process; regulation of cytokine production
Molecular function (GO): DNA-binding transcription factor activity; RNA polymerase II cis-regulatory region sequence-specific DNA binding
Source: RefSeq, a predicted model, not a curated record